GUCCUUGUGCUGCACCAAAUCCAUGUACUGCUUGAAGCCCUUCUGCUGCUCCAGGUCUUCUAUGGGAUAUGGCCCUACCAGACCUUCAAGAAGCUGGGCAUGCCUGGCCCACGGCCUCUGCCCUUUGUGGGGACUUUCCUGGAGUAUCGGAAUGGAGUCCUGCAUUUUGACCAGAUAUGCUUUGAAAAGUAUGGAAAAAUUUGGGGGAUUUUUGAUGGCAGGCAGCCUGUGCUGGCUGUGUUGGACCCCAUCCUCAUCAAAAACAUCCUGGUGAAAGAGUGCUAUACCAUUUUUACUAAUCGCCGGAACUUUGGUCUGAAUGGGUUCCUGGAGUCAGCCCUCAAUGUGGCAGCAGAUGAGCAGUGGAAAAGGAUUCGUACAGUGCUGUCUCCAACCUUCACUAGUGGGAAGCUGAAGGAGAUGUUCCAUAUCAUUAAUCACUACGGAGAAAAAUUAGUGAAAAACAUUGAGAAGAAAGUGGCUAAUGAUGAGUUCGUGACCGUGAAGGAUGUUUUUGGAGCCUACAGCAUGGAUGUGGUGGCCAGCACUUCUUUCAGUGUCAAUGUUGACUCCAUGAGCAACCCCAAUGAUCCUUUUGUCACCAACAUUAAGAAAUUUCUCGAAUUCAGUUUCCUAAGUCCUGUGUUCUUAUUCUUAGUGUUGUUCCCCUUCGUUAUCCCAGUACUGGAAAAGAUGAACAUGACUCUGUUACCCUCAGAUGUCAUGGACUUCUUCAAGGGUGUCUUUGCAAAAAUGAAGAAGGAACGGGAAAAGGGCAGCAACACGGACCGGGUUGAUUUCCUGCAACUCAUGGUUGAAUCGCAGAACUCGCAUGAUGGCUCCAAGUCUACUGAGACUGACAUGGACAAAACAUUAAGUGAUGAGGAGAUUCUGGCCCAGGCCCUUAUCUUUGUCUUUGCUGGUUAUGAGACGACCAGCUCCACCCUCAGCUACAUAGCCUAUAACCUGGCCACCCACCCUGACGUGCAGCAGCGACUCCAGGACGAGAUCGAUGCAAACCUGCCCAACAAGGCUACUCCCACAUACAAUGCCAUCACACAGAUGGAGUACCUUGAUAUGGUGGUGAACGAAUCCAUCCGGCUCUACCCUGCUGGGGGCCGGAUUGAGAGAGUUUGCAAGAAGACAGUGGAGCUCAAUGGUGUGACUAUUCCAAAGGGCAUGGUGGUCAUGAUCCCAGCCUUCGUUCUGCACCGCGACCCGGCGUACUGGCCAGAGCCAGAGGAGUUCAGACCUGAGAGGUUCAGUAAGGAGAACAAAGAGGGUAUUGACCCCUACACCUUCCUGCCAUUCGGGGCUGGCCCCAGGAACUGCAUAGGAAUGAGGUUUGCUCUCCUUGUUGUGAAAGUGGCUGUGGUCGUCCUGUUGCAAAACUUCUCAUUCAGAACCUGCAAAGACACACCGAUCCCUCUGGUUCUGGACACGAAAGGUUUCAUGCAGCCAAAGAAGCCCAUUGUCCUCAAGAUGGUCCCCAGAGCCCAGGCUGACCUGAAGAAGUGA
Molecule: messenger RNA, 1518 nt
Organism: Acanthisitta chloris (rifleman)
Lineage: Eukaryota; Metazoa; Chordata; Aves; Passeriformes; Acanthisittidae
Product: cytochrome P450 3A29-like
Exons: 13
Biological process (GO): steroid metabolic process; oxidative demethylation
Molecular function (GO): testosterone 6-beta-hydroxylase activity; iron ion binding; oxidoreductase activity, acting on paired donors, with incorporation or reduction of molecular oxygen
Source: RefSeq, a predicted model, not a curated record